CACGGUUUUCGUCUGCCACUGCAUUAAGAUGGAGUCCCGGGUAUCGCGUCUGUCUCUGUUAGUAGUUCUGGUCAACGCAUUGGCCAAAGUGGACGCUCAAACAACUGUCACCAUUAACACGGGUACAAUACAGGGAUUCUCAAGUACAGUGGACGGGAUAAGAGUGAAUACGUUUUUGGGAAUUCCGUUUGCCAAGCCACCGGUCGGUGACCUCAGAUUCGCGAAGCCACAGCCACCGGCGAGUUGGACGGGGGUUAAACAGACCGUUAAAUAUGGACCGUCCUGCAUGCAAAGACCCAACGAAUUCGGCUUUCCCAAUGCAACACAGGUAUCUGAAGACUGUCUGACUCUGAAUGUGUUUGCUCCUAAUACAACUGGUGUCAAGGCCGUCAUGGUGUUCAUUCACGGGGGAGGAUAUUAUUUUGGAGGCACCUUUCACUAUGAUUACACUGAAUUUGCUGCUAGAGGCAACAUCAUCGUUGUAACAGUAAAUUAUCGUCUGGGAGCAUUUGGUUUCUUGAGUAUAGAUGGCGCUAAUGCACCUGGAAAUCUAGGACUGUGGGAUCAGAUUGAGGGACUAAAAUGGGUGAAAGCCAACAUAAAAAUCUUCAAUGGCGACCCGCAACGUGUUACCAUAUUCGGAGAGUCGGCCGGUGGAGGUAGUGUCACUCAGCUUGCCCUUACCGCCGCCGCCAGGGGUCUCUUCCAGCGGUUCAUUCCUCACAGCGGCUCAGCCUGGGCAGACUGGGCGUGGUCGACAAGAUCUCCAGAACUCUCCAUGAAGAUCGGCAAGAUCGUCGGCUGCAACGUCGGGCCAGCAGAAAGGGCAGAACUUCUGGCUUGCCUGCGCAAAACAGACGCUGAAGCGUACCUAAACGCCAGCUUUGAAGCUACCGUAGGCGUACCAGGGCUGUUGUUUUAUUGCCCUGAGGUCGAUGGUGAUAUGUUCCCGAAAUCUCUCUCUGACGUAUUCAAAAAUGCCGAUUCAGAUGUUGUCAGACACUUCCGUUCUCUAGACUAUAUGGGCGGGUUCAAUGACGGAGAUGGGGCCAUUUUGACACCCCCUACCGCCACGAACGGCAUGAGUCCGGCAGAUUUGAGGGACAAGUGGAUCCCACUGAAGGCCAAAGAUAUAUCUCCCGAACACGAAGCCAAAAUAGCAGAGGUGUUGACAGAGGAGUACUACGACAGUUCUGCCGAUGCCAUAACCACCGCCCGCCGCUACGCUGAUAUCCUCACGGAUUGGUUGUUCACAGGGGCGAUGGGAAGCGCUACAGCGGCGCAUGCGUCACCGACCGGUGGCUCCACCUAUCUUUACUACUUCACAAAGGUACCAUCGUUUGGCUACGUCGUGUCUCCAAUGCCCCCUUGGUUUCGGCGGUCGAACCACGCAGACGAUCUUUCGUUCCUUAUGGGCGCGCAUCAUCCCACAAUGGUACCGAACGCCACUUUCACCGACGAGGAGAAAGAGUUCUCGAAGAAGAUGAUGACGUAUUGGGCGAACUUUGCGAAAACGGGGAACCCCAAUCAACCAGUUUCUCCUUCCACAACAUGGCCAGAAUACACAGCCUCUGGAAAGGAGUACAUUGAGUUGGGUGACGUCAUCAGUGCCAAAUCUGACGUCAUUCCAAAGAGAAUGGUCCUGUGGACGAACACCAUCCCCAAAAUACGGGCUUCUGCCUUUUCUACUGCAGCUUGCGGAAAUUUUCCACACGUCUUUGGCAUUGCUUUUGCUGUUUUGUGUGCUCUUAUAAAAUAUUUGGCCUACAUGUAAUUAAAACAUAUGCAGUCUGGAUUUAAAGAUUAUGUCCAGUGUCUGCUCAACAGAUAUGUAAACAGGAACAUUUGUAUGCUUAUUUGGAACUGACAUGGGUAUUUUGAUGUCUUUAAAAUCUUUUCCAAAAUGUGAGAUUGUUAGAUAUUUAAAAAUACUACGAUUGGAACUAAAAGUUUCAUUGCAAAAUAUUCUAUUUCGUUUAAUACUAGUACAUUUACAGUGUAGAUUAAAUUCAUUUGGAAGAAAAUAAAAUGGGGGA
This is a messenger RNA of Lingula anatina, 2036 nucleotides long. RefSeq lists its product as uncharacterized. The record is from RefSeq and is a predicted model, not a curated record. NCBI's taxonomy places the organism in Eukaryota, Metazoa, Brachiopoda, Lingulata, Lingulida, Lingulidae.